This is a messenger RNA of Triticum turgidum subsp. durum (durum wheat), 1371 nucleotides long. NCBI's taxonomy places the organism in Eukaryota, Viridiplantae, Streptophyta, Magnoliopsida, Poales, Poaceae. The record is from the annotation of a GenBank genome assembly.
AUGGCUGAGGAGGAGGAGGAGGGCCCUGCAGAUGCAGCCGUCGUCGCCAACCCCCUCCACGACGGCGACAUCCUCAGGGAGAUCCUGCUCCGCCUCCCGUCGGCGGCGUCCCUUGCCCAAGCCGCGCUCGUCUCCGGCCGCUGGCGCGGCAUCGCCUCCGACUCCAAGUUCCUCCGCCGCUUCCGCGAGCGCCAUCCGUCCUCGCCCCUCGUCGGCCUCUUCGCCUCGGACGACGGCCGCGGCUGCGCGCCGUGGCCCCAUUUCUACCCAGCCCGCUUCUGCAAGGGUCCCGACCGGGACAUCACCGCCGUCACGCGCAAAGGCGACUUCUUCCUCACCCGCUUCGACGGCGAACCGAGCCUGCGCCUCCGGGACUGCCGCAACGGCCUCCUCCUCCUCUCCCUGGAGGACAGUUCCCUCUGCAUCUACGACCCUGUCUCCAAGCGGCGAGUGGGUAUUCCCCGCCGGCCACAUGAUGGCAUGGCGGGCAGGCAAUGCUUGGCAGACUGCUUGCUCGACGCCGGCCGUGGCACUGGCACGUCCUCCACCGUGCGGCAAUGUGGCCCAAGGACGAUGCCACAAGCCAUGGAGUCCUUCCGUGUGGUGUCCCUGCAGCAGCAAAGCCAGGAGAUACGAGUCCUUGUGUACGACUCCAACACUCUCGAGUGGCACCACCACCCGUGGGUGAGUCCGUGGACGGACGGCAUAAAAAGGCUGCCGAAAUGGGGCACCACGGCGAUGUACGCAGCCGGCAAUGUCUUCUGGAGGUGCGCCCAACAAUCUUUGGUGCUCGUGCUUGAGGCGAGCACCAUGGAGUUCUCGCUGCGCCCUCUCCCGCCGGACUUGAGCUUUCACGUGCCUUCAAGGUACGCCAUCGGAGAGAUCGAGGACGGCAAGGGCUGCCUCGUGUGCCUUACAGGCCUGACUGGCGAGGAAACCCCCACCUUGGAAGUUUGGGUACUCGAUACCAACAUGUGGAAGCUCCACUCAUCAUUGAACAACAAAUCGUGGAAGCUUGACUCAUCGGAAAAAUGGUGGAGGCUCGAGAAGAAAAUCCCUGUGAGCCGACUGCUUGGCGAAUCUGCUCGGGUGCGGCAAGUUCGCAUGGUGAUCAAUGGACUAGCGCUGCUUUGCAAGGACGACCACGACCCUGAGUUUGUGGUCGACUUGCAGAGCAUGGCUCUGCUGGCCAAGUUUCAGUUUCGGGGAUACCCGUACCAGAUGUCAUGGCCGCCUGCUGGGUUGGCCGCAACUAAUUCCAGAUCCACAUCUUUUCUGAAAGAUACCAACAUAUUGCACCAGUUUUACCUGAAGGGGAACAGAGCGAGAGCGGAAGCAGAAAGAAGAGUGAUGAAUCGGGUAUGCAUCUAG